CCGCUCACCCCCGCUCACCCUCUCUCACAGAUAUACAGCCACCAUGCGUCGCACGCAGAAGCUUUUCCGCUACACUCCCUCCCCACCUAUGCCCCCCCGUCCCAGACGUCCGGUGCUCAUGACCGCCGCCGCGCGCGUAUUUGCUCGUGCAGCCGUCAUCCAGGCAGAAGACGCCGCCGCAGCCGCUGGCCCAGCAGCUGUCGCGCGCCGUGCCUCGAUCGAUGAUACCCAGUCCCCUUCCCCCUCCGCCGCAUCCUUCUCCACCUCGGCCAACGCCCAGAACCUCGCUGCAUCUCCCGCUGCCAACUCCGGCGUGCAGGUCACUCCGGAAAUGUACCCCGCCCCGAGCUGGCGCCGCCGCCCCGUCCGCGAGCCUGACUAUGCGCGCCGCCAGCCGCUGCCCGCUGACGCGCCUGUGCUCCCCAUCGCAUCGCACUCCGUUCCGCUUCCUGGCGCGACGCUGUAUGGUGGUAGCGAGGGUCGUUUCGUCGCCGAGACCGAGGACAACGACCCGCACGACCUCGCCGCGUUCUCCCUCUCCGAUCCCCUUGAUUUCGCCCAGCGCCGAGUCCCCGUUGAGGACAACGACCCGCACGAUCUGAUGGCUGCGACGCGCUGGUCCUUUGGCGACCCGACGGACCACGAGAUGCUCGCGCGCAAGAAGUACACUCCACCUCCGUUUAAGCCUGUGUUCAUGAAAGGCGAGGACAACGACCCGCAUGAUCUAAGUGCCGCGACUCCCUGGAGCCUUAGCGACCCUCUUGACCUCCAGUCGGCUGUUCCCCGCUUCCGCCACCUCAACGACGAGGACAACGACCCCCACGACAUGAGCGCUGCCACGCCAUGGUCGCUCAGUGAUCCCCUCGACGCCGACCCAAAACGUUUCAAGUACCUCCAGAGCCGUCUUGGCAAGGCUGAGGACGACGACCCGCACGACCUCAUGGCCGGUACUAAGUGGAGCUUUGGCGACCCGACCGACCACGAGAUGCUCGCCCGCAAGCGCGCCAAGUACACACCUCCCGAGUUCAAGCCUGUGUACGUGGGCGCCAACACUCCCACCUCCGACCUGCAUGCAUGGAGCAUGAGCGAUCCCCUCGACCGCCCGGGUCCGUCGUACAAGCCCAAGUCCCCUGCCAAGACGCAGGCGCAGGUCGAGCGUGCCGCAGCUGAGGACAACGACCCACAUGACCUUAUGGCCGCGACGCGCUGGUCAUUCGGCGACCCGACCGACCACGAGAUGCUGGCUCGCAAGAAGUAUUCCCCACCAGAGUUCAAGCCAGUCUUCGUGGGCGCCGAGGCUAAGCGCGGUCCCCAUGACCUGACGGCCGCGACCAAGUUCAGCUUGAGCGACCCAUUGGACGGCGCGCGCAACGUUCAGACCCUUAUGCGGGAGGAUAAUGACCCGCACGACCUCAUGGCCGCGACGCGCUGGUCCUUCGGCGAUCCGACGGACCAUGAGAUGCUUGCGCGCAAGAAGAAGUAUUGUCCGCCAGAGUUCAAGCCAGUAUUCGUCGGCGGCGAGGCCCCCGGCCGCGACCCGCAUGAUCUCACUGCUGCCACCAAGUUCAGCCUCUCCGAUCCACUCGACACUCCGCGCAGCGUCAAGACCGUCCAGAAGGAGGACAAUGACCCGCACGACCUUAUGGCCGGCACCAAGUGGUCGUUUGGCGAUCCGACGGACCACGAAAUGCUGGCACGCAAGCGUGUCAAGUACUCCCCGCCCGAGUUCAAGCCCGUCUUUGUCGGCAGUGAGCAGGAUGCCGGGCGUAGCCCACAUGACCUCACCGCCGCAACGCGAUUCAGUAUGGGCGACCCCCUCGACGUUGAGAAGGUACGCAAGACCGAGUCGAUCGGUGGGUUGUCCACGCCCGCCGCGACGCGCCCGACCUCGCCCGUCGACGCCGUUGACCAGGCCGCUGAGGCUGUCGCUGUGGCCAAGGCCGCGGAACCGAAGCCGGUAGACGUUGCCACGCCGCCUCUCUCGCCUGCUUCCUCCGGCCUCGGCAUCGACCUCGAGGCCACCGAGGCCGACCCCUCGUCCCUACUUCCCCAGAUCAACCGCGACCCCGACGAGGAGCGCGUUGCCCUGCGCUCCUCGACUGUUCCAGCCUCCCGUCUCGGCCGGUUGUUUCACUACGGCUCCCUUGGCCUCUCCCUCGGUCUUGGCGCCGCGACUGAGACGAUCCGACGCACUGCCGGCGGCAGCGGAACCGGUAGUGUAUUCAUGAGCGACGCCAACGUGCGUCGACUCGUUGCGACCCUCGGUCGUAUGCGUGGCGCUGCGCUCAAGCUCGGCCAGUUUAUGUCAAUUCAGGACAACACGAUGCUGCCGCCCGAGAUUGAGCGUGUGCUGCAGCAGGUGCAGGACCACGCGAACUACAUGCCCGAGUGGCAGAUGGAGAAGGUGAUGCGGACCGAGCUCGGCGCCGAGUGGGAGAGUCUGUUCAAGGCGUUUGACCGCGUCCCCGUCGCUGCCGCGAGUAUCGGUCAGGUCCACCGCGCUGUGCUGGCCGACGGCACGCCCGUCGCCGUCAAGGUCCAAUUCCCCGGCGUCGCAGGCUCGAUCGAGAGCGACCUCGCCAACGUCUCCCUGCUGCUCCGCGGCUCCGCUGUUCUCCCCAAAGGCCUGUAUCUCCAAAACACAAUGGCGGUUGCCAAGCGCGAGUUGGAGGACGAGUGCGACUACGUGCGCGAGGGCGCGGCCGGCACGCGCUUCCACACCCUCCUCUCCGGCGAUGCGGUGUUCGACGUCCCGCGUGUCUUCGAGCACGCGACGACCUCCAAGGUCCUCACGACCGAGUGGAUGUCCGGCCGCCCGCUCUCGAAGAUGAAGGGCAUGAGCCAGGCGCAGCGCGACCUGAUUGGCUCCAACAUCCUCCGUUUGUGCCUGCAAGAGCUCUUCGUCUUCCGCUUCAUGCAGACAGACCCGAACUGGGCCAACUUCCUCUUCGACGCGCCCUCGGGCCGCAUCCAGCUCAUCGACUUUGGCGCCUCGCGCGCAUACACCAAAGAGUUCAUGGACGGGUGGUACCGCCUGCUCCAAGCCGCGUUGGACGGGGACCGCGGCGCGAUGAAGGCGGAAAGCGAGAGCCUCGGAUACCUCACGGGCGAGGAGAACGAGCUCAUGGUCAACGCGCACCUCGACAGCAUGGCCGCGCUCGCCUCGCCCUUCCAGCACGACGGGAAGUAUGCGUUCGCCAACCAGACCAUCACGGAUAAGGUGCGCGCCCUCAUCCCCGUCAUGCUCCAGCACCGUCUCACGCCGCCGCCCGCGCCCACGUACUCCCUCAACCGCAAGCUCAGCGGCGCGUUCCUUAUGUGUGCCAAGCUCGGCGCGAAUGUCGACUGUAAGGGGCUGUGGGAAGCCGCUACAGCUGGAUACAGGGUUGGCUCGGACGUGUCUGCCACUGCCUAGAACUAGAUUAUGUCAUUGCAUUGUCGUGUUAGUGAG
Messenger RNA from Cutaneotrichosporon oleaginosum, 3451 nucleotides. RefSeq lists its product as uncharacterized. The record is from RefSeq and is a predicted model, not a curated record. Gene Ontology annotation, biological process: ubiquinone biosynthetic process. Lineage: Eukaryota; Fungi; Basidiomycota; Tremellomycetes; Trichosporonales; Trichosporonaceae.